AUGGGCAAGCUUACCGGCGAAGAGAUAGCAAAGCACAGCUCGCCGUCGUCCUGCUGGGUCGUCGUCCAUGGCCACGCAUACGACGUGACGGACUUUCUCCCCGAAGAACACCCCGGGGGCCAGCAGAUCAUCCUCAAGCACGCCGGUAAAGAUGCCACGGCCGAGUUCGACCCUGUUCACCCGCCAGACACGCUGGACAAGUAUCUCGACCGCUCCAAGCACCUUGGCCCCGUCGACAUGGCCUCCAUGGCGCAGGAGAAGAAGGCUGUCGACCCGGAGGAGGAGCAGCGUCUCGAGCGGAUCAGGAGGAUGCCCUCACUCGACCAGUGCUACAACCUGAUGGACUUUGAGGCCGUCGCCAGCAGGGUCAUGAAGAAGACCGCAUGGGGCUACUACUCCAGCGGCACAGAAGACGAGAUGACAAUGAGGGAAAACCAUACGGCAUUCCAUAAGAUCUGGUUCCGGCCGCGCAUCCUCGUGGACGUCGAGCAGGUCUCCAUCUCGACGACGAUGCUGGGAACCCCCGUCUCCGUCCCCUUCUACGUCACGGCCACGGCCCUGGGCAAGCUGGGCCAUCCGGACGGCGAGGUCUGUCUCACGCGUGCCUCGGCCACCCACGACGUCAUCCAGAUGAUUCCCACCCUGGCAUCUUGCUCCUUCGACCAGAUAGUCGAUGCAAAGACCCCCCGCCAGACACAGUGGCUGCAGCUCUACGUCAACAAGGACAGGGACAUCACCCGCCGCAUCGUCGAGCAUGCCGAGGCCCGUGGAUGCAAGGGGCUCUUCAUCACCGUGGACGCUCCCCAGCUCGGCCGUCGGGAGAAGGACAUGCGCUCCAAGUUCGCCGAGCAAGGCUCAAACGUCCAGGCCAGCACCUCGGGCACCGUCGACCGCUCUCAGGGCGCUGCACGCGCCAUAUCCUCGUUCAUCGACCCCAGCCUGUCCUGGAAGGACCUCCCCUACUUCCGCUCGCUCACCUCCAUGCCCAUUGCCCUCAAGGGUGUCCAGCGCGUGGACGACGUCCUGCGUGCCGUCGAGGCGGGCAUCGACGCCGUCGUCCUCUCCAACCACGGCGGCAGGCAGCUAGAGUACGCGCCCUCCGCCAUCGAGCUGCUUGCUGAGGUCAUGCCGGCCCUGCGUGCCCGAGGCUGGGAGCGUAAGAUUGAAGUCUACAUCGACGGCGGCAUCAGGCGAGCCUCGGACAUCAUCAAGGCCGUCUGUCUGGGCGCAAAGGGCGUGGGCAUCGGACGGCCGUUCCUCUAUGCCAUGAGUGCGUACGGGACGGAGGGCGUCGAGAAGGCAAUGCAGCUGCUCAAAGACGAGAUGGAGAUGAACAUGCGUCUGCUUGGAUGUACCAGCAUCGACCAGCUCGGCCCAGACUUGCUUGAUACCAGAGGGCUGUCUGUACACUCUGUCUCGGGCCCUGUUGACCAUCUUUCCCGCAGUGUCUAUGAGCCGUUGACCCUUCCCAGGGAGAGACCCAUUUCAAACUCGAAGCUAUAA
This is a messenger RNA of Microsporum canis CBS 113480, 1503 nucleotides long. Its product is annotated as cytochrome b2. NCBI's taxonomy places the organism in Eukaryota, Fungi, Ascomycota, Eurotiomycetes, Onygenales, Arthrodermataceae. Bases 1 to 1503 code for a protein of 500 amino acids. Gene Ontology annotation, molecular function: L-lactate dehydrogenase (cytochrome) activity. The record is from RefSeq and is a predicted model, not a curated record. The transcript has 3 exons. Gene Ontology annotation, biological process: lactate metabolic process.